This is a messenger RNA of Salarias fasciatus (jewelled blenny), 1209 nucleotides long. It is a transcript of the gene tdh2, whose product is annotated as L-threonine dehydrogenase 2. Gene Ontology annotation, molecular function: L-threonine 3-dehydrogenase activity. NCBI's taxonomy places the organism in Eukaryota, Metazoa, Chordata, Actinopteri, Blenniiformes, Blenniidae. Bases 1 to 1137 code for a protein of 378 amino acids. The record is from RefSeq and is a predicted model, not a curated record. The transcript is spliced from 8 exons. Gene Ontology annotation, biological process: L-threonine catabolic process.
AUGACGCCCGGCCCGUGGGUCUGCGGGCCCCCCGUGGCUGUGCUGGGUCUGUUUUGUCGAGGCUGUCUCGGCAGGGCUCGGGGCAGACCUGGUCGCACCUUCAGUUCCUCUCCGAGGCAGACGAGCCGGUGGAACACCCGUGACACCUGUGGGCCCCAGCCGACUCAGGACAACCCCCGCGUCCUCAUCACAGGUGGUCUUGGCCAGUUGGGUGUUGGACUCGCACAAAUGCUGAGAAAACAAUAUGGAACGGAGAACGUAAUUCUUUCGGACAUCAAGAAGCCGCCGCCGCAUGUUUUCAACAGUGGCCCAUUUGUAUAUGCUGACGUGCUGGAUUACAAACUCCUACGAGAGCUGAUUGUAAACAAUCGCGUCACUUGGCUGGUCCACUACAGCGCUUUGCUGAGCGCCGUGGGGGAGGCCAACGUCGCCUUGGCACGAAAGAUCAACAUCACAGGCCUCCACAAUGUGCUGGACUUGGCUCUGGAGAACUGCCUGCGCCUCUUUGUUCCCAGCACCAUUGGAGCUUUUGGUCCCUCUUCUCCUCGUGAUCCGGCCCCCGAUCUCUGUGUUCAAAGACCCCGAACCAUCUAUGGCGUGUCGAAAGUCCACGGAGAACUGAUGGGGGAAUACCUCCACCAUAAAUACGGCCUGGACUUCCGUUGCCUUCGUUACCCCGGUGUGAUAUCAGUUAACACUCCUCCUGGUGGGGGAACAACAGACUAUGCAGUUCAGAUCUUCCACGACGCUCUCAGCACAGGCCACCAUGAGUGCUACCUGCGACCUGAUACCCGCCUUCCCAUGAUGCAUAUCUCCGACUGCCACAGGGCUACAAUAGAGUUCAUGCAGGCUCCCGAGUGCCAGCUGUCGCUGCGUACCUACAACAUAGCUGCUAUGAGCUUCACCCCAGAAGAGGUAGCUCAAGAAAUCCGAAAGCACCUCCCUCACCUGAAGGUCACCUACAACCCCGACUCUGUCCGCCAGACAAUCGCAGACAGCUGGCCUGUGAGAUUCGAUGACUCCAAUGCCAGGAGGGACUGGGGAUGGGCCCCGGCCUUCGGGCUGGAGGAGCUGGUUUCUGACAUGCUGCGCUCCAUUCGAGACAAGAGGACCAGUGAAGGUUUGCCGGUCAGCUAGCAAAACCUGCUCUGCAGAGACUGACCAAUGCCCCACCACUGGCUUUUCUUCAGCCUGCAUUGACCAAGAAGA